AGCAACAAAAGGGUGAUGAUGAUAUAUCUCUCUCUUGUCGCAAAAGCAAUGGCUUUUGCUUAUCUUAUAACCUUGUUAUUGGCAACAAAAAGUCUUUGUGCGUGUUGAAUGGGGUUCUCAGUUUCAUCACUUAGCUUUCGUGGUGUUUUCUUCCUCUAAUUGGGUCGGCAAAACAAGGGCUUUAUAUAGAAGAUUUGGUUGAUCUAUUGAGUUAAGUUUUGGAGAGGGUUUGCUCUGAGUGGAGAAACAAAAUGUCAACAAUGGACUUGAGGCAAGCCUUGUCUGGACUUCUCACUCUCUCUAUGUUCAUUAUGCUUGGGAACAUGAUCAAGAAGGACCAUAUUGAUCCAUUGUAUGGUCUUGAGGUUCAAGCUACACCAGCUUCCCAGAAUGCCUCCGAACAAACCCUUACAGCGGUUUCACACGUAAGCAAAAUGCCUUUGAAGGAAAAUGGUGAAGAACUUAAACCAUGUAGAAUCCCCCUUGCACUUGAAGAGGCACAUCAAUCUAAAGGUUUCGUCAUAUUCUCCUUAACAAAUGGCCCUGAGUAUCAUCUCUCACAGAUUGCUGAUGCAGUGGUGGUUGCUAGAAUCCUGGGAGCCACUCUCGUGCUUCCUGACAUCAGGAGUAGCAAUUCCGGAUAUAGCAUGAGCCUAGGAGAUAUUUAUGAUGUUCAAAGAACUAUUAAUAAGCUGGAUAGGUUGGUGAGAGUAACUAAGACACUCCCUUCCCAAGUAUCCAAAGGAAACCCUCCAAUAGUGAAGGUGCCUAACAGGGUUUCACAAGAUUUCAUUGAAAGGAAAGUAAAGCCAAUAUACAAAUCAAAGGGAAUUGUGAAGAUUGAGUCAUACUUUACCUCAGUUAAUCCAACAGUAGCAGGAAACAAGAAGAGCCUGGACACUUUUGCAUGCCAAGCAAUGUUUGGAACUCUUAAGUUACAAUCAGAGAUAGAAGAAGUAGUGGACUCUAUGGUCCAAAAGCUGCAAUGUUUGAGCCAGAACUCAAAUGGCCAGUUCAUUGCAGUGGAUUUGAGGACUGAGAUGCCGGGAAAGGAGUGUCACAGAAAAGAUGUCUCAGGAAGGAAACUUUGUUACCAGGCACAUGAGAUAGGUGAAUUUCUCAAGAAGAUUGGAUUCAGUCCCGAGACUACUGUUAUUUAUGUGACUCGAACCAAAUGGAAUCAUGAUCUUGAUGCACUGAAAGAUAUCUUCCCAAAAACCUAUACCAAGGAAAGUGUAAUGGCAGAAGACAAGAAGGGUAAGUUUCUGAGGUCUGAAUUUGAGAAGGUGAUUGAUUUCUACAUGUGUUCUGAAAGUGAUGUGUUUGUGCCCUCUAUUGCUGGCAUCUUCUAUGCUAAUGUUGCUGGGAUGAGAAUUGUAUCAAGGAACAACCACAUACUUGUUCCUGCUGAAAUAACAGGACCAUCAGCUUCAGCCUCUAGCCUCUGACUACAUGUCUCCCUAUGUGUCUCAGAAGAGCCAUUUUGCGUAUGCUUGCUUUUGCUAAUCUACCCCUGUUCUCUAAAUGCAUCUAUGUUUAUGUCAACCAACUUGUGCACUCUGUUCAAGAUGGAAACAAUGGUUAUGGUAAAAUAAAAAGUGUGUAGCAAUAUUAUGUGUCAGCUGUUAAUAUCUCUACCUUCAUGUUUGAAUUUCUAGGAUAAAUUUUUCUCAUUAGUACU
Molecule: messenger RNA, 1681 nt
Organism: Cajanus cajan (pigeon pea)
Lineage: Eukaryota; Viridiplantae; Streptophyta; Magnoliopsida; Fabales; Fabaceae
Product: protein MANNAN SYNTHESIS-RELATED
Source: RefSeq, a predicted model, not a curated record